Molecule: messenger RNA, 441 nt
Organism: Helianthus annuus (common sunflower)
Lineage: Eukaryota; Viridiplantae; Streptophyta; Magnoliopsida; Asterales; Asteraceae
Product: S-protein homolog 2-like
Exons: 1
Coding region: 1-441 (146 amino acids)
Source: RefSeq, a predicted model, not a curated record
AUGAGCAUUUCUGUUACAAAGAAGCUUUGUUCCCUUUUCAUUGUAUUGAGCUAUUUCACGUGCUUUGUCAUUGCCGAUUGUAUAUUCACCAGUUAUGUUACCGUUUAUAUAUACAACGGAAUCCCAGAUUCAACAAUCGAUGUUCAUGUGAAAUCCGGAGACGACGAUCUCGGCCAUCACAACAUCACUUUAAGUCUUGGGUAUGAUUUUCAUUUCUGUGAAAGUAUUUUUGGAAAUACUCUUUUCAUGGGAGAUUUUGUAGAUAAUUCAAGAUCGGCACAUUUUCAUGUUUAUGACGAUGAUGUUGCAAAUAAUAUGGAUGCCUCAAGUGUUGAUUUCACAAAUGUUUAUUGGCUAUUAAAACAAGAUGGAUAUUAUUUGUCAAAAGAAUUUAAACCAUAUGAUGAUCCAUCAUGGGUGUAUAGAGGAUCAUGGGAGUAA